AUGGCUCGAACUGGGAGCCCGAGGACUCUGCUGGUCCUAUUCCUCCUCGCUGCUGAGGCCCUAGCCCAGUCAGCUCCGGCACCUUUCCUAACUACAGCCGGGAGGUUCACCGCUGUGACCAGCCAUAGCCAUGGUCCAACCAGCACGAAAGGGCCUCCGGUGCCCACGACAACAACUCCCCACAACGGCCCAGCCGGCGGCGCCGCUACAUCCGAUGGCCGGAAGCCAGGCUCAAAAAGCUUGGUGAAUUCCUCUGGGAGCCAGCCUCCUAAGCCUUCAGGCUCCUCGGGGCCUCCUGGCACGCUUCACGGUACUGGAACAACCAAACAAGCUCCCAGGCCUUCGGGUUCCUCGGGACCUUCUGGUGCCCAGACUAGCGGCGCUCAAGGGACCAAUAAACCUCCCAAGGGCCCGGCGUCAUCUGGAGUCCCCAAUUCCCCGCAUGGUGGUCCCCGAACCACAGGACAGUCUUCCAACAGCGACAGCCCGAACAAUCCGCCAGCUUCGGUCAGAGGGUCAGGAAAGGGGUCCAGUAAGGGAAUGCCUGGACCGUCUUCGUCUCUCUCGGCCGAUGCUUCAGGCCCGAAUGGCUCCGGAUCUCCAGGCAGCUCUUCGGCUGGUGGCAAGCCUGGCCCGUCGAACGCUUCAGGAGACAGGGCUGGUACACGCUCCGCGGGAUCUUCUCGAUCAUCCAGCGACUCUGGAGCAGCCAUCCUUCCGCCUGUGCCGGUGAGUAAGUCCACCGACCUCUACUCGACUUUUGGAUCAUCCACCAAGACCAUCCCCACGGUCAUCGUGCAAACUGCCCACCCGGUCAAGUCUACAUCCACCCUGUAUAAAGCCGAUGGAGACUCGACCACUGCCAUCCCUGUGGUUGUCACCAAGACCCCAUCUGCCGAGAGCGAUCUGGCGGGUUCGAUGGUCACGACUCAGCCUCCAGCGUCGUCUUCUGCUACCGCCAUGUACAUUGCGCUCCUGGGAAAAUACCAGAGCUCGUUGACGAACGCGAUGGCCUUGUGGAGCAGUGCCAAGGAAGAUCCUACUGAGGACAAAUACAAGGCAGCCAACGAAAAAAUCAAAGAGGUGAAUCCGGAGGACAAGGACAACAAGGAUGAUGAUAACGGCGGUGGUGGUGCUUUCGGGGGGCUCUUCGGUGCUGCUGCUGGUCUUGUUGGCGGCGGUGCUGCUUCUGGGAAGUUUACGGGCGGAUUGGAAAAAGCCUUGAGAGGCGUGUCGGAGGUCGGAAAAGACAUCGGCCCUCCAGCCGCAAAGAUAGGUGCGGCAUUGGGAGGGGGAGCAAAUGCUCCAAGUUUACCAAGUCUUGGUGGCCCGCCGAAUAUCGACAAUCCGUUGAAGGACAUCAAGGGGGGCACACUCCACCGAUUCAGAGUCGUCAACAUCUUCGGAUUCGUCGUCGGAAUCAUCAAGCUCGGACUCCUCAAGCUCUUCCUCGUCUUCGUCUUCGUCUUCGUCUUCGUCUUCGUCUUCGUCUUCGUCCAAGUCGUCAUCUUCGUCUUCGUCCAAGUCGUCAUCUUCGUCUUCGUCCAAGUCGUCAUCUUCGUCUUCGUCCAAGUCGUCUUCAUCGUCUUCGUCCAAGUCGUCUUCAUCCUCAUCCUCGUCCAAGUCAUCCAAGUCAUCUUCCUCGUCGUCGACAUCCACCCCACGGAGCACAACCACGCCGGCAUCUGCAUGUAG
Molecule: messenger RNA, 1695 nt
Organism: Penicillium alfredii
Lineage: Eukaryota; Fungi; Ascomycota; Eurotiomycetes; Eurotiales; Aspergillaceae
Exons: 2
Coding region: 1-1695 (564 amino acids)
Source: RefSeq, a predicted model, not a curated record